Messenger RNA from Cololabis saira (Pacific saury), 3249 nucleotides. RefSeq names its product zinc finger DHHC-type palmitoyltransferase 8b (gene zdhhc8b). Bases 1 to 1323 code for a protein of 440 amino acids. Lineage: Eukaryota; Metazoa; Chordata; Actinopteri; Beloniformes; Belonidae. The transcript is spliced from 5 exons. The record is from RefSeq and is a predicted model, not a curated record.
AUGUGUCUGCUGUCAAAAAGCUCUCUGUCUGGGAAGACUCAUCCUUCCACUCCAGCUAUGUACAAGUUCAGGCCGUCCUUCGGCACCAUGCCUAAAGUUCACUACCACACCGCUGGAGAGAAGAUCGUCCUGCCGGAUGAGAGAAAGACGUCAGCGAUCCUGGAGGAAAGCGUCCGCGGUCACGACUACCGGUCGGAGCCGAACCUGGACCUGCCCGAGUACGCCAACGCUCCGCUGCACCGCACCUUCCAGUCCUCGCCCCUGCAGCUGGACCAGGACCCCGGGGGCCCGCGCUCCCUCAGCCUGAAGACGGGCCCCCCCCCGCGGCUGGAGAAGGGCCAUCUGCGGGCCCUGCCGGCCCAGACCGUCACCUCCUCCGGCCCCUACAGGGGGGCCUUCUCCCCCAACACGCUCUCCAACCGCAACGGCAGCCUGUCCUACGACAGCCUGCUCAACCCCAGCGUCUCCCCGGCCGGCGAGUGCGUCGCCCACCGCGGCGUCGGGUUCCACUCGCCCUACCUGCCCAACAAGAUGUGCCACAUCCGGGAACCUGAGAUGCACAGACAACAGGUGGCUCCCCCCUACAGUCCGGUGAUGCCCGUGAAGGCGGCGGUGGGCCGGCAGUCUCCUCACCUCCGGGACCGGGACCGGGACUCGUCCCCGGUCCGCUACGACAACCUCUCCCAGACCAUCAUGGCCUCCAUCCAGGAGCGGAAAGAGAUGGAGGAGAGGGAGAAGAGGAAGCUGCUGCACGGGCGCUCGCAGACGCACAUCUGCGUGCAGGACUCUGCCGUGUUUGACGGGGGUUACGGCCUGAACACCAAGGUCUGCUACCCCGACGGGGGCCACGGCCCGGCCUCCAGGGGCCCGACCCCGCCGGCCUACGGCGGCUCCAGGGACAACCUGAUGGGGGUCGGGCUGCUGAGCUACGGCCAGAGAACGCCCGCCAUGCGCUUCGCCGGCUCCACCAUGGGCCGGGCCCCCCGGAGCUCGUCCACCUCCCUGCACACGGACCCCAGCAGCAGCGGCAGCAGCCAGGGCCGAGCCCCGGGCCCCCCGGGCCCCCCGGGCCCCCCCGAGGGGCCCUACUGCUCCCCCGUCCACCAGCCCCGCUCCCCGGCCAUGCCCCGCUCCCCCUCGUACUCCCACCACAAACUGUCCUACAUCAGUGCUCAGGAGAGGACGGACUCGCCGCGGCUCGGGGGCCCCAGAGAGAACAUGAAGGUUAACGGGCAGAUGGACUGCCACGUCAGCCCCAGUCGCCACGGCAACGUCAAAAAGGUGACGGGAGUCGGAGGCACCACUUAUGAAAUAUCCGUGUGAGCGAGAACUUCACCUUUUACAACGACGACGCCACUUAACUCUGCUGCAAAGGAACUGUCCACCCCGUCAGUCAGCGGGACAAACGGCCGCUCGCUCGGGGUCGCCCGGGCCGGCGGCCUCCGUUGGGGAUUCUCUUCUUUUCUUUUUUCUUAGUCCAAAUCAGUCUGAGAAGUGAAUGCUCUUAUGAAUUCAUCCUGGAACGGAAGUUUGUACGGUAUAUGUGCAAAACUGACGCGUCUUUAACAUUUCAGUGACUUGGUCGUAAGAAGGAACGGCCCGAUAAGACUGUCAACGCCUCUCAGCUGUGGUCAUGAGUUCAUUUUCUCUUUUUUUUUAAUUAAAUGUCACAAACAAACUUCACUCGUGUAAAAGGUUGUGAGCUAAACUAAAACUCUACCGGUUCCGGACGGAUUGAUGCCAAGAUCCUGCCGUGAGAGGGGCCUUUUACCGAGUCACGCGACUUCUUCAAGGUGCUUCACGUCCACUUUUACCCGCUCGUGUCGUCUCUGGCGUUUCACGGCGAAGGUUUACGGCUCUGAGAAGUGACGUGACGUGCACGUGGAGGAAAUACAAGGAAGAGACGAGGAAGAGGAAUACUUUUCUCAGGAUUAAAUCAGCCAGAAAAGAUACUCGUUGACGUGAAUGUUGUUCCGUUGGGAUGGAGGGAGGAAGGUUUUAGGGGUUGGCAGGGGCGUCAAUUUGGUAUGAAGGUACGGCAGCCUCGGCUUCAAGGGAAAAUGUAAAUGUUUGUUUUUUUAAAUACGUUUAUGGAAUUACUCUGUGUCUAUUUGUAUUGAUUAUUCUAUUACUUAAUACAUAUAGAACAGGGAUCGGCAACCCAAAAUGUUGAAAGAGCCAUAUUGGACCAAAAACACAAAAAACAAAUGUCUGGAGCCGCAAAAAAUUAAGUCUUGUAUAAGCCUUAGAAUGAAGGCAAAUGGCGAAAGGUGAAAUGUCGAGAAAAAAGUCGAAAUGUUGAGAAAAAAGUCGAAAUGUUGAGAAAAAAGUCGAAAUUUCGAGAAAAAAGUCGAAAUGUCAAGGAAAUAGUCGAAAUUUGGAGAAAAAAGUUGAAAUGUCGAGAUUAAUGUUGAAGUACAAUCUCGAGAAAAAAGUCGAAAUGUCAAGAAAAAAGUCAAAAUUUUGAGAAAAAAGCCGAAAUGUUGAGAAAAAAGUCGAAAUGACGAGAAAAAAGUCGAAAUUUGGAGAAAAAAGUCGAAAUUUGGAGAAAAAAGUUGAAAUGUCGAGAUUAAUGUUGAAGUACAAUCUCGAGAAAAAAGUCGAAAUGUCAAGAAAAAAGUCUAAAUGUCGAGAAAAAAGUCAAAAUUUCGAGAAAGAAAGAAAAGAAGAUAAAGAAAAAAGGAAAAAAAGAAGAAAAAAAGAGAAAAAAGGGGAAAAAAGGUAAAAAAAAAAUUAAAAAAAAGAAGAAAAAAAGGAAAAAAAAGGUCAAACAUUUCUGAAAAAGCCCCAGGAGCCACUAAGGCGGCGUUAAAGAGCCGCAUGCGGCUCUAGAGCCGCGGGUUGCCGACCCCUGAUAUAGAAUAACUACAAAUGCAAAUCAGAACAACAUGAUCGAUUUCACUAGUUAUUAUACACUGCAAAAACUCAAAAUCUUAACAAGAAUAUUUGUCUCAUUUCUAGUUAAAAUGUCUAAUUUUUAGUCAAAAAUAAUCUCAUUACAUUUAAGACAAGACUCAAAAACAACCAUUUUCACCUGUUUCAAGUAGAUUUUCACUUAAAAUAAGUCAGUGGAACAAGACUUUUUUUGCUUGUAAUGAGAAGAUAAAUCUUGUCCCACUGGAUGAUUUUUUUACUUAUUUCAAGUGAAAAUUUACUUGAAACAGGUGAAAAUUGUUUGUUAUUUUUCUGGUAAUGACUCUUGUUUUAAGUGUAAUGAGAUUUUUUUGACUAAAAAUGAGACAUUUUAAC